AUGGCGAAUUAUGCAAUUUCCAACAGGUUCAAUUUCCGUGCCGAGAGGUCUAAUGUGAUAAGCUAUACACUAGUAUGCGUUUCUGAAGAGUGUGAUUGGAAAUUCAGGGCAUCAAGUGUUGGUAAAACGGAAAUGUUCAGAGUUAGGGAGUUUCGUGACAAGCAUAUAUGUCCGCUAAAAGAUAAGGUUUAUUCACAACGCCAUGCGACAAGUUGGUUGAUAGGUGGAGUCGUAAAGCCAAAAAUAGCCAACCAUAAGAGGAAAUACACACCUAAUGAUAUAGCGGAGGAUGUCAAAAAUGAUCUUGGAAUGUAUGUGUCAUACAUGGUUGCUUGGCGGGCUAAAGAAAAAGCUAUAAAGGAUUUAAUGGGUGAACCAUCGGAUCCUUACAACAAAUUACCCGGAUACCUAUACAUCAUGGAUAAAACAUACCCGGGUUCACAAAUAAGAAUGCAGAAAUCCGAUGACAACGAGUUUCUGUAUCUGUUUAUAGCACUGUAUGCAUUUAUCAAGGGCUUUGAGUGUUGUAGACCCAUUGUGGUAGUAGACGGGAGCCACCUCAAAACAGCAUUUAAUGGAAAAUUCUUUCAGCAAGCACGUUAG
Lycium barbarum (goji berry) is the source of this 603-nucleotide messenger RNA. RefSeq lists its product as uncharacterized. Bases 1 to 603 code for a protein of 200 amino acids. The transcript has 2 exons. NCBI's taxonomy places the organism in Eukaryota, Viridiplantae, Streptophyta, Magnoliopsida, Solanales, Solanaceae. The record is from RefSeq and is a predicted model, not a curated record.